Molecule: messenger RNA, 1820 nt
Organism: Suncus etruscus (white-toothed pygmy shrew)
Lineage: Eukaryota; Metazoa; Chordata; Mammalia; Eulipotyphla; Soricidae
Gene: CCDC6
Product: coiled-coil domain containing 6
Exons: 9
Coding region: 1-1443 (480 amino acids)
Source: RefSeq, a predicted model, not a curated record
AUGGCAGACAGCGCCAGCGAGAGCGACACCGAUGGCCCAGGAGGCCCGGCCGCCAUGCAGACAUCUGGCUCCGCGGCCUUGGGCGGUGGUGGUGGUGGUGGUGGUGGUGGUGGUGUUGGGGUGGGAGGAAGCAGUGGCGGUGCUGGGGGCAAGUCUGGGGGCAUCGUCAUCUCCCCCUUUCGCCUGGAGGAGCUCACCAACCGGCUGGCCUCACUGCAGCAGGAGAACAAGGUGCUCAAAAUCGAGCUGGAGACCUACAAGCUCAAAUGCAAGGCGCUGCAGGAGGAGAACCGAGACCUGCGCAAGGCCAGCGUCACGAUCCAAGCCAGGGCUGAACAGGAAGAAGAAUUCAUCAGUAAUACUCUCUUCAAGAAAAUUCAAGCAUUGCAGAAGGAGAAAGAAACCCUUGCUGUAAAUUAUGAGAAGGAAGAAGAGUUUCUUACUAAUGAGCUCUCCAGAAAAUUGAUGCAGCUGCAGCAUGAGAAAGCUGAACUCGAACAGCAUCUGGAGCAGGAGCAGGAAUUCCAGGUCAACAAACUGAUGAAGAAAAUUAAAAAAUUGGAGAAUGAUACCAUUUCUAAGCAGCUCACGUUAGAACAGUUACGACGAGAGAAGAUUGACCUGGAAAAUACUUUGGAACAAGAACAAGAGGCACUGGUUAAUCGUCUCUGGAAAAGGAUGGACAAACUUGAAGCCGAAAAGCGAAUCCUGCAGGAAAAAUUAGACCAGCCAGUCUCUGCUCCUCCAUCACCUAGAGACAUCUCCAUGGAGAUCGACUCUCCAGAAAACAUGAUGCGCCACAUUCGGUUCUUAAAAAAUGAGGUGGAGAGGCUGAAGAAGCAACUGAGAGCUGCACAGUUACAACAUUCAGAGAAAAUGGCUCAGUACCUGGAAGAAGAACGUCAUAUGAGGGAAGAGAACUUAAGGCUGCAGAGAAAGCUGCAAAGGGAGAUGGAGAGGAGAGAGGCACUCUGCCGGCAGCUCUCUGAGAGUGAGUCCAGCUUGGAGAUGGAUGAUGAAAGGUAUUUCAAUGAGAUGUCUGCACAAGGAUUAAGACCUCGCACUGUGUCCAGCCCAAUUCCUUACACACCCUCUCCAAGUUCUAGCAGGCCUAUAUCACCGGGUCUAUCUUAUGCGAGUCACACAGUUGGUUUCACACCACCAACUUCGCUGACGAGAGCCGGAAUGUCUUACUACAACUCCCCAGGUCUUCAUGUGCAGCAUAUGGGAGCAUCCCAUGGAAUCACAAGGCCGUCCCCCCGGAGAAGCAACAGUCCUGACAAGUUCAAACGACCCACGCCACCUCCGUCUCCCAACACACAGACCCCAGUCCAGCCACCUCCGCCGCCUCCACCUCCCAUGCAGCCCGCAGUCCCCAUGGCAGCCACCACCUCGCAGCCUGCCCCUUCGCCGCAUUCGGUGCACCCCUCUUCCCAGCCUUAAUGCAUGUGGCUUAGUCCGAAUCUCAUGUGGGGACUGGUACCGUGGAGCCGUUUACUCAAUGCCAAAGGCUUCCUUCCCUGGCAUAUUUGGAUCUGACUUAUUUGCACUGAGGUUAUGUAGGCUUCACUCUUUAAUUGUGUUGUAAGUGUUUGUCGGAAACGCAGCCAGUGUUGUGUGUCUACAACACUAACCAGACGACUUUUUUUUUUUUCCAUCAGUGUUUUACUUGAAUCUCCAUGUACAUCCUUCAUUUCCUGGCUGGAACAUUUGCUAUUCAAUAUUUGUAACUCAGCAGCAGUGUGCAAUUUUUUGCUUGGGCCCAGAGCUUCAUUUUCCUGGCUUUUAGGUUUGUAAAAUAAAAAGGGAAAUCUUUUGUA